This is a messenger RNA of Penicillium alfredii, 1287 nucleotides long. RefSeq names its product NAD-dependent epimerase/dehydratase family protein. Gene Ontology annotation, cellular component: cytosol. The record is from RefSeq and is a predicted model, not a curated record. Lineage: Eukaryota; Fungi; Ascomycota; Eurotiomycetes; Eurotiales; Aspergillaceae. The transcript has a single exon. Bases 1 to 1287 code for a protein of 428 amino acids. Gene Ontology annotation, biological process: beta-D-galactose catabolic process via UDP-galactose, Leloir pathway. Gene Ontology annotation, molecular function: UDP-glucose 4-epimerase activity.
AUGAACAGCCGUCGACGGUCAGAGGCAAGCACCCCGGUUGAGAGUGACUCUCCAAGAUCAGUGGACACACCGGCCACGGAGUCUUCAUUCCUCUUUGACAACCUCGACGUCCUUUUGCAACGACUUCCUGUGGAGAGCCAAUAUAUUCUUGUCACAGGUGGCUUAGGCUUCAUCGGAAGCCACACGACCUUGGAACUUCUCAAGGCCAAUUAUAAUGUGAUUGUGAUCGACAACCUCAGCAACGCCUUUGAGGAUGUUCUUAACCGCAUCAACUCCUUGGCGAUCGAAUUCCAUGAAAAGAAUGGCACCACGAUGCCGUCAUUGUGCCUGCAUGCACAUGACUAUCGAGACACUUCAACGCUUCGUACUCUCCUCGAAGACUAUCGGCUCCCAUCUCGAUGGGGAGUUCCAAAGUCAAGGAUUGCCGGAGUCAUCCACUUUGCCGCAUAUAAGGCUGUGGAGGAGAGUAUCCGAAACCCACUGAAGUACUACUCAAACAAUGUGAGCGGCAUGGUGGACUUCGCCACGACACUUGGCGACUUCGGGAUCAAAACGUUCAUCUUUUCGUCCUCUGCAACAAUAUAUGGGACGCUCGCGACUUCAGGGUUGCCAUUGAAAGAGGAGCUCUGUGUCCACAAAGAGGAGGCGUACACAGAUCAUACCGGAGUUUCAAGGACACUGCAGCCCGGAUGUACUGGCAUCACUAACCCCUACGGCCGCACCAAAUGGAUUUGCGAAACGAUUCUGGCCGAUUUGGCUGCAUCGGAUCCCGAAUGGACGAUUGUUGCUCUCCGGUACUUCAACCCUGUCGGGUGUGAUUCGUCUGGAUUGUUGGGAGAGGAUCCGCGCCAAGCACCCACGAACCUUCUGCCGGUGGUGGUCAAAGUCAUGACUGGGCAAUAUGAGGAGUUGCAGAUGUUUGGGACAGACUGGAACACCGAGGAUGGCACAGCUGUCCGGGACUUUAUCCAUGUCACAGAUCUCGCCCGGGGCCACAUUGUCGCGCUCAGUUCGGCCAAUGACGGAAAGCUAAAGGAGAAUUUCCGGACCUUCAACUUGGGAACGGGGUGUGGCCACUCGGUGUUGGAAGUGGUGAAUGCAAUGGAAGCGGUAUCUUCAAAACCCAUUCCUCGGCGGGCGGCUGAGCGUCGCGAGGGUGAUGUGGGAGCCUGCGUUGCUGUCGUAGACAGGUCCCAGCAGGAGCUUGAGUGGAAGACAGAAAAGAGCCUGAAGGAUGCUUGUCAGGAUAUUUGCAACUUCUUGGAUGUUAGUGGGCUGUCGUCAUAA